This is a messenger RNA of Eimeria acervulina, 7776 nucleotides long. RefSeq lists its product as hypothetical. The record is from RefSeq and is a predicted model, not a curated record. Lineage: Eukaryota; Apicomplexa; Conoidasida; Eucoccidiorida; Eimeriidae. Bases 1 to 7776 code for a protein of 2591 amino acids. The transcript is spliced from 3 exons.
AUGGAGGCGCAGCGUGCAGCAGCACGGCGAUCGGAGCUGCUUCGGCAGAUGCCAGCUGCGUUGCUGCAGCAAGUGCAGCAGCAGCUGCAGCAGGACCCGCUGCUGCUGAAGGUGCUGCAGCGCCGCGGGUGUGACGAAUUUCUGGGGGAGAGAUUUGCAGUGUAUGGCCACCAGCUGCAGCAGCAGCAGCAACAGCAACAGCAGCAGCAAGACCUUUUUCUAGAUCUGGUCUGGUAUAACAGACGGGGCUGCAUGCGGCUCUGUAUCCCCAGGGCACCCGAUUUGCUGCAGCAGGUGAUGGAGCACUUCACUGCCUGCUACGUGCAGGAGCAGCAGCAGCAGCAACAGCAGCAACAGCAGCAGCAACCGACCGGGAAGCAACAGGGUCGGAACCGCUUAAAGCCGCCGCAGCAGCGACAAAACUGCACCAAGAGCAGCUGCAACGGGAACAAGGGGAGGCAGCCCAGGGCUGCUGCUGCUGCUGCACUUGAACCUGUUAGCAGCAACAGCAGCAGCAGGGGCUGCUGCUGCGGGUGUGGCUGCCUGAGUGCUGUCUGCCCCUUCCCAGAGCUUCACCGGGAGCAGCAGCAGCAGGCGAACCGCAGAGGCAGCAGCAGCAGCAACAGCAGCAGCAGCAACCAGCAUUCACUGGAAGACCUUUGUUGCAGCAACUUGUGUGCUUCGUUGCUGCUGCAGCAGGUUGCAGCCUGCUGCUACUGGCCCAACAUGCGAGAUGACUUGGAGCGCUUCCUUCGCCAGCGCAAGUCCAGCAGCAGCGGCAGCAGCAACAGCAGCAGCAGCAGCAGCAGGAGUACCUGCAGCAGCACAUGCAGAUGGAAGCUACCAAACAGCAAAACAGAAACGGCAGCAGCUGCAUGCGCUGAUAGCUGCAGCAGCACGAAGACCAGAUGCACGCCGCCAGCAGCAACGGUGCCAACAACAGCAGCAACAGCAGCAGCAGCAGCAACAGCAGUCUCUCCAGCUGUUGCUGCAGAGAGCCAUGGCGUUAUAUCCCGCCGCCGGGAGGUCCAGCUUGGCGAUCUGCUGCUGCACUCAGCAGCAGCAGCAGCAACAGCAGCAGCAGAUUCUGGGGUCCUGGCAUCCCCUCGUGGGGAUGUAGAGGAGCAGCAGCAGCAGCCGCAAGCGCAGCAAGCUGCGUCAAGCAGCAGCAGCAGCAGCACCAGCAAGGACGACUGGGUGCCUCUCCAGGUUUGGGUUCGCCGCAGCACCGCUGAGCUGCUGCAUGCAUUGCCUGCUGCUGCUGCUGUUGCUGCAAUCCCUCUGCUGCCGCUGAAGCUUGAGGGGGAGUUGCUGCUGCUGGAUGCCAACAAGGCAGCAGCAGCAGCAGCAGCUGCUGCUGCUGCUGCAGAAACUGCAGAGCAGCACAGAGCAGCUUGGAGGCGCAUGGAGCUGCAUCUUGCUGCUGCUGCAGCAGAGGUGACAUUGGCUGCUGCAGCAGUAAACGAUGCUGCUGUAACUGCAGCAGCAGCAGCAGCAACAACAACAGCAGCAAGGAUAGUGCCAGAUAUCGGAGCAUCACCGGCGGGUGCUGCUGCGCAAACAGCAGCAGCAGCAGCAGCAACUGAGCAGCAGCUGCAGUGGGCUGCUGAGGCUGCUACUGCUGCUGCUGCUGCUGCUGCUGCUGCAGUGCAGCAGCCCCCCCCAGGAUUCGAAGAGGUUUGGGGGGCCCCUGCAGUCUCCUCUCUCUGUAACUGGCUCUCCACGAGCGUACCAGAAGCAGCAGCAGCAGCAGCAGCAGCAGCUCCAGCAGCAGCAGCAGCAGCAGCGCGAAAAGAACAGCGACGAGCCAGUUUGUUGGGGGAGGACGAACUGUUGCUGCAUCCUGCACAGCAGCAGCAGCAGCAGCAGCAUGAGUGGCAGGUGCAGCAACAGGCGCAGCAACUGAUGCACGACCUGCUGCAGCAGCAGCUGUUCGGCCUGGAGCAGCAGCAGCAGCAGCACCAAAAGGCACAGCAGCAGCAGCAGCACAGCUGGGGAUCUCCAUUUGCAGCGGAGCUGCUGCAGCGCUUUCCGGCGUAUCCUUCAUCAUCUCCUGUUGCUGCUGCAUCUGCUUUUGCUGACAGCAGCAGCAGCAGCAGCAGUUUGAUGCCACUCAGUAGCUGUUUAGGGCUCCGUCAGCAGCAGCUGCUGCAGCUGCCUCUGCUAGAGGAGGCACAGCUGCUGCAGCACCAGCCCGCUUCUCCUGUUGCUGCUGCAGCUGCUGGUGGUAUCUUCAGUUGCACUUUCAGCAACAGCAACAGCAGCAGCAGCAACAGCAGCAGCACCACCAGCUGCUGCACUUCCACACCGCUUUCGUCCCCCACCGAAGCCUCAACGUUGCAGCCCCAGCCGCAGCAGCAGCUGCAGCACAUCGCGCAGCAGCAGCAGCAGCAGCAGAAGCAGCAGCAAGAGGCCUUCGAGGCAACAGCUGAGAGUCGGCACCACACCCCUGUACACCCAGAAGCAGCAGCAGCAGCAGCGUCUGCGAAGGGAGACUCACAGCAACAGGAGCAGCAGCAGCAGCAGCAGCAGCAGCUAUCAGACCCUUGGAAGCACCGACGUUCACUGUUGGCGUUUGCCUUUGAUGUAGCAGCAGCAGCAGAAAUCAAUAGCGACCAGGGACCCUUGUGCGUCGUGCGCGUCUGCGAGGUAGCGGACAUACCGCGGCUGUAUUUGUUCAUUUGCUGCUGGCUGCAGCAACUGCUGCAGCAGCAGCAUCAGCAGCAGCUGCAGUUGCCGAGUCAGCAGCAGGCGCUACCGAAGCAGCAGCAGCUGCUGCGGCAGCAGCAGCAGCAGCAGCAGCAGCAGCACCAAGAGGAUUUAUAUGAGGAGGUAUCUGUACACCGACAACACCUCCCUGCACCCCUCUCCCUGUGUUUGCCAGUGAAGACAAGAGCAGUAGCAGCAGCAGAAGCAGCAGCAGCAGCAAGAGCACCAGCUCCUGCAAAUGACUCAGAGGCGCCAACAGUACUGUCGGGUGCAGCAGCACCAUUAACAGCAGCAACCGCAGCAGCAGCAGCAGCAACACUAUUGCAGACCGAGCGGCUGUCUCCCCUUGUAUGGCUGGCCCCGCUGCUGCACAAGAUCGAAGCAGCAGCAGCAGCAGCAGCAGCAGCAACAGCCGCAACAGAGCAGCAGCACCCAACUCUGCUGUAUCUGCUUCUUGAUUUGUUCUCGCCGCUUACAAAAAAUAUUGCAGUGCUGCAGCGCGUGACAGGCAAGGGGUCUACUGGUGCCUACAGCAGCACUAGCAGCAGCAGCAGCAGCAGCAGCGGCAGCAGCAGCGGCAGCAGCAGCAGCGGGGCGCCUCCGUUCUGGGCAUUCGUGGGGCCAACACAUGGCCUGUCGGAGGCUGCAGCCGUCGUGCGACCUUCUAUUUGCAGCAGCUGCAGCAGCAGCAGCAACAACAGCAGCACCUGCUGCUGCAGUGGUGCUGCUGAUGUAGAGCUAGCCCUCGACUUCGUCUUGGGAUCGCUCAGGUUUGCAUGUGUUGCUGCUGCUGCUACUGGCAGCCGCAACGUGGUGCUGGCUAUUACAGAUGGAGUUGCUGCUCCUGCUGCUGCUGCUGCAGCAACAGCAGCAGCAGCUGCAGCAACAGCCGCACCUACAGCAGCAUCCAUACCAACCUCACCUGCACCACCCCCAGCAGCAGCAGCAGCAGCAGCAGCAGCAGCAGCAGAUCCGUGUUGGGGACUGAAGGCACUAGGGAGGCGCAUGUCUCCUUUUGUCUCCUCCCGGAGGGCUUCGCAGCUUGCUGUGGCUCUAUUGUGUUAUCGUGCUGCUGCUCGCGUUGCAGCAGCAGCAGCAGCAGCAGAAGCAGCAGACGCAAGAGCAGCAGCAGCAAAAGCAGCGGUUGAAGCAGCACAAGAUAAACUCUGUCAGGGCAGGGGAGCUGUUCAGAGGCUGCACCGAUCUGCUCUUGAAGCAGCAGCAGCAGCAGCAGCAGCAGCAUCAGCAACACCAGGUGACCCAACACAACCGCGAACGCGCGCAGCAGCAACAGCACCAGGAAGGGCUGCUGCUGCUGCUGCUGCGCUGCAGCAGCACGAUGCUGCUGCACAGCGGCUGCUCGUCCGGCGUUUGCUGCUGCGGGCCCUGUUGGCGCUUCGUAGCUGCUGCAGCAUUCCCCCUUCAUUCGAGCAGCAGCAGCAGCAACAGCAGCAACAACAGCAGCAGCAACAGCAGCAGCAACAACAGCAGCAGAAGCAACAGCAACAGCAACAGCAACAGCAGCAGCGGGCAGAGUAUCCACUGCAGCAGCAGGAGACGAGUAUCACGUCUCCUGCAAAUAGAGACUCUCCAGUUCCUGCUGCUGCUGCUGCUGCUGCUGAUGCUGGUGCGGGACCUUCGUCUCGUGUUGCUGCUGCUGCAGAUUGUACGGCUGCUGCUGAUGCUGCUGCGGGGCCACCGCCGGAAAAGAUAGCAGCAGGUGCAGCAGCAGCAGCUGCAGCAGCAGCAAACAGUUUCGCAGGACCUGCUCAGGCAGAGUGGAUGACGAUGGCUUCGGUGUACGAACACCUGGCUGACACAUUCCUGCAGGAGCACGUGCAGUUAGAGAGACAGCAGCAGCAGCAGGAGCAGCAGCAGUUGCUGCUGCAAGAAGCAGGUGCAGCAACAGCAGCAGCAACAGCAGCAGCAGAAGCAGCAGCUGUUGAGAUGGAAUUUCUGCAGCUCCGCUGCCUUUCGCGUGCAGGACAGUUGCUGAUGGAGGGCCUACGGUACGGAGCAGCAGCGAGUCGAAGCAGCAGCAGCAGCAGCAGCAGCAGCAACAGCAGCAGGAACGGUGCUGCUGCUGCUGCUGCAGCAGUAGCGUGGGAUCAUCAGCGGCUGCUGCUGCUCCGCCGCCUACAAGGGAAGCUGCUGCGGUGUCAUAUGAGCCUUGCCCAGCUGCAUCUCUCGCGGCUGCGGGUUGAUGCAGCAGCAGCAGCUGCUGCUGCAGCUGCUUCUGCUCCUUCUAUUGUUGUUGGUGCAGCAGCAGCUGGUUCAGCCUCUGCUGCUGUAGCAGCACCCUCUUCAGGUGCUACUGCUACAGCUGACGUUGCUACAGUCUCCUGCAGGGCAGCAGCGCGAUCAGAUCCUAGCAGCAACAGCAGCUGCAGAAGCAGCAGCAGCAGUAGCAGCGGGAGCACUACUCUCUAUUCCCAGUUGGAGGGGGCAGGAAGGGGCCUCCGCCAUUUGCUGCUUGCCUCGUGCUUUAUACCCCCACAUUCGUUUGGCAGCUGCAGCAGCAGCAGUUGCAGCAGCAGCGGCAGCAGCAGUUUGUGCGGCAACAGCUGCAGCAGCACCAACUGCUGCUGCAGCUGUGGGCUGGGGGCAGCGGAGCUCUCGCUGCUAACAAAAUCUGUAUAUCUAUCGGUUGCGGAGGUGUUUGUGGCUUUAGGACAGGCGCUCCCUAGCUGCUUCCAGCAGCAGCAGCAGCAGCAGAAGCAGCAGCAGCAGAAGGUAUCUUCUCCAGGUGCUGCUGCUGCUGCUGCUGCUGCUGCUCUUUUCAAGGCAAUCGGCAGAGACCUUGACUCGCUGCCUGCUUGGUGCUCACCGCCGAUCCCCAGCAGCAGCACCACAUGUUCUGCUGCUGCCGCUGCCAGCAGCAGCAGCAGCAGCAGCAGCAGCAACUACAUACUUUGGGGGCCCCCGCUACUUCCUUGCACGUCAGCGACGGUUUCUCCUGAUAAGGAGCGGCUGCUGAACAACGGCGUGGCAUUUUGCUUGCGAGUGCUGCAGCAGCAGCAGCAGCAACAACAACAACAGCAGCAGCAGCAGCAAAAACGCCAAGAGAGGAAGCCUGAUAAUUGUAGCGGGAGGCGCUGCAGCACGAGCAGCAGCAAACAAGCAGAGCGAAGGCACAGUAACAGCCAUGGCCAGCAGCAGCAAGAGCAGCAGCAGCAGCACCAGAAACUGCUGCUGCUGCAUAAAUGUCUGGAUGCGCGGGCGCAGCAGCUGAUGGCAGCUGCUUAUGCUGCUUUGGGCUGUAUGUACACCUCAACAGGGAGAAGAACUAGAGCUCUUAUCCAUGCGAAGCAGGGAGCAGCACUAUUUGCUGCCGUUGGCGACGUUGCUAGCGCUGCGCGCAUGCAGCUGAUGCUUUGCUGCAUGACUCUCUACCCUCUUUUGCUGUACAACUCCGACCAGCAGCAGCAGCAGCAGCAGCAGCAGCAGCAGGAUGAGUUGAAUCCUGCUGCAGUUGCAGCUGCCAUUGCUGGCGGCAGAGGGCGCUGCGACUCGCAGCAACUGCAGCUGAUGCAGCAGCAGCAGCUGCUGCUGCAACGCGAACUGGACUCCCUGGAGUCCUUGGCGGAAGAGGAACCAGCAGCAGCAGCAGCAGCAACUGGGGCUAUGGAUCCGUGGCAGCUGCACGCAGCAGCAGCAGCAGCAGCAGCGGAAGCAGAAGAGGUUGCUGACAGCAUCCGCUGUCUGUUGGGGGCCCUGCAUUUGCGUUUGGGGGAGCAAGACUUGCUGCGCGCUUUUGCUGCUGCUGCUGCUGCUGCUGCCACGGAUUUGCUGCCGGAGACAGAGCGGAGUGCAUGCGCUGCACCUGGAGAGACGGCGGAGCUGCUGGCUGUUAUAUCUCUGCUGCUGCUGCGCCGAAGCACCCUCAGCAGCAACAGCAGCAGCAGCAGCAUGCUGCAGCAGGCAGUGAGAGGCGGCAGCAGCAGCCUCAUCGAUAGGGAAUCGCUGCAGCAGGCGCUGCAGCACAUACAAACGGCCAUGCAGCUCUUGGCGUCGACGGGCAAAAGCCAGCAGCAGCAGCAGCAACCGCAGCAACAGCAGCAACAGCAGCAGCAGCAGCGGCAGCAGCUGCGUGCUGCCCUCCACGGUUUGGCUGCUGCGGCGUUAGCGGCAGCUGUGGGUCUCCCCCUCUGUGAGGAUCUGCCGCAGCAGCAGCAGCAGCAGCAGCAGCGUAAGCAGCAGCAGCAGCAACAACAACUGCUGUUGCAGCAGCAACGGCGCCAAGUAGGGCGGCUGCUGCAGGCAAUGCAGCGACGCCUCGAUGAGGCAGCGCAGCAGCUGCGCGAGUGGGUGCUGCUGUGGGGCCAGCCUAUUUUGGCGCAGCAGCAACAGCAGCAGCUGCUGCAGCAACAGCAGCAGGUGCUGCUGCAGCAGCUGGUUAAGCGCGCAUGCAGCACCUUCGCUGGCUGCUGCUAUGCCCUGGGCACCGUAAGAGCAGCACAAGGCUGCAAAUGGAAGGGGAAGCAGCAGCAGCAGCAGCAAGAAACACUCCUAGCUCUUCGUGCUGCAGCAGAUGUGGGGCUGUUGGUUCCUCCGUUUCUGAGCAGCAGCAGCAGCAGCAACAGCAGCAAGAUGCUUUUGCUGCUGCAGCAAGACCCCUGUGUGAUUCGCGCUGCAGCGUCAAGAUUUUCGGCGUAUAUGUCGCUACCAGCAGCAGUUGCUGCUGCGGGGAGCUCGUUGCUGCUGCUGCUGCAUGCAGCAGCAGCAGCAGCUGACAGCAGCAACAAAGAAGCAACAGCAGCAACGAGCUGCUGCAGCAACAUGAACCCGAGCAAGAUCUGCUGCAUCCUUUCUGACUUCGAGCAGCACCUGCUGCUGCUAAACCCACCCUCACAAACAGCAGCAGCAGCAGAAGCAGCAGCAGCAGCAGCAGCAGUGAACGCCGCUUCUCCAGCAGUCGGUUCUCUUGGAAAUCUGCUGCUGCAGCGACAGCAUCAACAACUGCAGCAGCGGCAGCAGCAGCAGCAGCGGCAAGCGUUGCUGCUGAGUGCCUGCUUUAGGCUGCUGUCUGCAGAGAGCAGCCAGGGGCAGCUCCUUACAGUGGAUUAG